UUCCAUUGUGUCGACCCUCCUGGCUCUGAUGGAUGGAUUAGAUGGUAGAGGAGAGGUUGUUGUGAUAGGAGCCACAAACAGACUGGAUUCCAUCGACCCAGCUCUGAGAAGACCAGGACGCUUUGACAGAGAGUUUCUCUUUGGCCUGCCUGACAGAGAGGCUAGAAAGGACAUUCUGAAGAUCCACACCAGACAGUGGACUCCUCGACCCUCUGACACUUUUCUGGAGGAAUUGGCAGAUAAAUGUGUUGGUUAUUGUGGAGCAGACAUCAAGGCAGUGUGUUCAGAAGCUGCCCUGUGUGCACUGCGGCGUCGCUACCCACAAAUCUACUCCUCAUCACAGAAACUUGUACUUGAUGUCAACUCCAUUGCCAUCACAAACAAAGACUUUAUGUCCGCCAUGUCCAAAAUGGUGCCAGCUGCGCAGAGGGCGGUAGUGUCACCAGCCAAGGCCUUGAUUCCUGCCAUCCGUCCUCUGCUGAGUUCCGCCCUGCAGAACAUCCUCCACACAGUCAGCAGAGUGUUCCCGCAUGCUGAGCAGGGCUUAAAGAGGAAGAGAGAACAUGAUGUGGCCUGUGGUGUGUCUGAGGAUGACCUGAUGUUCAGUGAGGAUGAGGACUUGGAGAUCUGCUCCAACGUACAGACCCCUCACUCUAAACUCAAAACACCUGCUGCUAAUGGACUCCUCAACCUCAACAGGAGUGUGCUAAGCCAGCCGACAUCCUACCGUCCCAGACUGCUGUUGGAGGGAAGACCAGGCUCCGGUCAGAGCUCCCACCUGGCCCCUGCUGUCCUCCAUGCUCUGGAGAAAUUCACCGUGUACACCCUGGACAUGGCCGUGCUGUUUGGAGCCAGUGCAACUGCACCAGAAGAGACUUGUGCUCAG
Messenger RNA from Seriola dumerili (greater amberjack), 886 nucleotides. Its product is annotated as ATPase family AAA domain-containing protein 2-like. The record is from RefSeq and is a predicted model, not a curated record. The annotation marks the transcript as partial. NCBI's taxonomy places the organism in Eukaryota, Metazoa, Chordata, Actinopteri, Carangiformes, Carangidae. The transcript is spliced from 6 exons. Gene Ontology annotation, cellular component: nucleus. Gene Ontology annotation, molecular function: histone binding; ATP binding; chromatin binding. Gene Ontology annotation, biological process: positive regulation of transcription by RNA polymerase II.